Molecule: messenger RNA, 321 nt
Organism: Staurois parvus
Lineage: Eukaryota; Metazoa; Chordata; Amphibia; Anura; Ranidae
Source: the annotation of a GenBank genome assembly
CACCUGUCAGUGUCCAUCAGUGCCAGCUGUCAGUGCUCCCAUGCCACCUGUCAGUGCCCAUCAUUGCCACAUUUCAGUGCCUACCAGUGCACAUCAAUGCUACAUAUCAGUGCCCAUCUGAGCUGCCUUUCAGUGUCACCCAUCAGUGCCACCUAUCAGUGCUGCCCGUCAGUGCCGCCUAUCACUGUCAGUGCCGCCUAUCACUGCCCCUCAUCAGUGCCACCUAUCAGUGUCCAUCAGUGCAGCCUAUCAGUGCCCAUCACUGCAGCCUCAUUAGCGCACAUCAGUGAAGAGAAAAAUCAAUUAUUUACAAAAUUUUAU